AUGGCUGAUUCUGCACCUCAAGCUACUCCGAUGGUGGAGAGCACCAAGCGAAAAGUGGCGCAUUCCGAUGAACACGGGUUUUCAGACCAGGUCCGCGUGCCAAAUGUGAUUGUCAUGGUUGGUUUGCCGGCACGCGGCAAAACAUACAUCUCGAAAAAAUUGUGUAGGUAUCUGAAAUGGACCGGCUUCAAGACGAAAGUGUUCAACGUCGGCGAGUAUCGUCGAACCGAGGCGAAUGCUGCCGACGCGGUGCAUGGCGCGAAUGCCUCAUUCUUCAGUCCCGACAACGCCGAUGCUCUACGAGUCCGAGCGGAAUCCGCGCGAAGGGCAAUGGAGGAUAUGGCGGAUUAUCUGAACAGCGCGGCCGGCAAUGUGGCGAUAUUCGACGCCACCAAUACCACCAAAGAGCGCCGAAAACUGCUCAUCGAUUUUUGCCGCCUUAAAAGAUUCCGCUGUUUUUUCAUUGAAUCGGUUUGCGACGAUCCGGCGAUCAUCGACAGCAACGUGACCGAUGUCAAGGUCAAUUCGCCGGAUUACAAAGGUGUUAUGAAUGCCGAGCAGGCGAAAGAGGAUUUCAUGAAUCGCAUCGAAAACUAUAAGAAGCAGUAUGAGCCGCUCGAAGAAUCUGAAAAUGAGCAUAUGAGUUUUAUAAAGGUGAUCAAUGCUGGCAAAUCGUUCAAAGUGCAUCAAGUUCGGGGGCAUGUGCAGAGUCGUGUGGUGUAUUUCUUGAUGAACAUUCACUUGCUUCCGAGAAGCAUUUAUUUGACACGCCACGGCCAGAGCGAGUACAACGCGAUGGGACGACUCGGCGGCGAUUCGCCGUUGACGAGCAACGGGCAACAAUAUGCGUUGGCGCUCGCCGAGUUUUUCGAUCACGAGCAAGUGCCCGGCCUUCGGAUUUGGUGCUCGCAGAAGGUUCGAGCCGCGCAGACGGCGCAACAUCUUAAGCCCGACUUCCACACGGAGUAUUGGAAGGCGCUGGAUGAAAUCGACGCGGGCAUCUGCGAGGGAUUGACUUAUGAUGACAUUCAGCAAAGGUAUCCGAAGCAGGCUGAUGAUCGUGCCAAGGACAAAUAUCACUAUCGAUAUCCGUCUGGAGAAUCGUAUGAAGACGUUGUCUCAAGAUUGGAGCCCGUGAUCAUGGAGCUUGAGAGACAGGCAAAUGUGCUGGUGGUCUCGCAUCAGGCUGUGCUCCGCUGCAUUCUCGCCUACUUCUACGAUCGGCCACUCUCGGAACUACCUUAUAUUGAUAUACCGCUUCAUUCGUUGGUGAAGCUCACGCCGAGAGCUUAUCAUUGUGAUUCGACGAUUUAUUCGUAUGACGUUGACACGAAAACGUGGACCGAAACUAGUGCGCAACUUCCUCUCUGCGAUAGCCCUAGAGAUUAA
This is a messenger RNA of Caenorhabditis bovis, 1389 nucleotides long. Lineage: Eukaryota; Metazoa; Nematoda; Chromadorea; Rhabditida; Rhabditidae. The record is from the annotation of a GenBank genome assembly.